UUUGCCGCUGGUUGUGGUUGUGAGGUGGAAGACACGGAGAAGGAGACUGCAUGCCUUCUACGACUCUUUGGCGCGGCAGCGGCAUUCGUGGCGCUGGCGUCUGUAGAGGUGGAUGCCGCGGGUGCUUCCUUUGAAGUACGAUCGAGAGAUUUCUCCAUCUUGUGA
Dibothriocephalus latus is the source of this 165-nucleotide messenger RNA. Lineage: Eukaryota; Metazoa; Platyhelminthes; Cestoda; Diphyllobothriidea; Diphyllobothriidae. The record is from the annotation of a GenBank genome assembly.